AUGCCGACCCGAGCAAGCUCGACCGGAAGUGUCGAUGGCGAGAAGACGGACGCCCGUGCGAUGGGGUAUAUGGCUUCUUCAGAAGGAAAGGAGGAAAUCGAGCAAGCGGGACCGCCGGUCCUUACACCGGAGCAAGAGAAGAAACUGUGGCGCAAAGUCGACUUGCGAAUCCUCCCAAUAUUGACGAUCAUGUACUUGUGUUCAUUCAUGGAUAGAGGAAAUAUUGGCAAUGCCAAGCUACAAGGCCUGACAACACAACUGAAUCUGACUGGUCAUAAGUACAAUAUUGCUUUGACGAUGUAUUUCAUACCGUAUUGCAUUUUCGGUGUGCCAGCGAAUCUUGUGUUGAAGAAAUUCCGCCCUUCGCGGUGGCUUACAGGGAUCACCAUCGUAUGGGGGAUAAUCAUGCAAGACGCUGAUGGGAAUAGUGAAAUCGCGAGUAUCCUAAUUGUAUUCCUGUUCAGGUUGAGCGCUUCUCAAUACCCUCUCCUGUACAAUAGGUAUCCACAGCUAGUGGGCGUCCGCAUCCUUCUUGGCAUUUCCGAAGCAGGACUGUUCCCCGGGUAUGACACUCUGGUAUCCGCGAUAUAUGCUUCAAUACCGGAUUGCAAUCUUCGAGGGGGUGCCACACUAGCAGGCGCGUUCUCCGGGUUGUUUGCCUACGGCAUCUCUUUCAUGUCCGGGACUGCAGGCUUGCUCGGAUGGUCGUGGAUCUUCAUUCUGGAGGGGAUCUUGACUGUCAUCGUCGGCCUUGCAGCUUGCUUCAUCCUGGUCGACUUCCCUGACACCGCGAAGUUUCUGACCGAAGACGAGCGGGCAUUUCUGAUGUGGAGAAAGAAGUAUGACAACUCGUCAGUUGGAGAGGAAGAACGGUUUGAGAUACGGCAUCUGAAAGCGGCCGUACUAGAUUGGCAGAUCUGGAUGCAAAUCGUGGUAUACUUCGGGAUUGUCGUUCCUUUGUAUGGCAUAUCCCUAUUUCUUCCAUCCAUCAUCAACAGCUUCGGGUACAACACCGCCAUCAGCGAGCUACUCACUGUCCCGCCCUACGUCUGUGGAGUGAUCACACUCAUCGUAUUCGCGGUAUCAUCCGACAUGCUGCAGAUGCGCUCGCCGUUCAUCCUCGCUGGGCUCAUGAUGUGUCUCAUCGGCUACGCGAUCAAUAUCUCUGAUGCUCCGGUCGGCGUGAAAUAUUUCGGGACGUUCUUCUGCGUCUCUGGGGCGUACUCCGCGCUUCCGGGCAUCGUCGCAUGGCUCGGUAACAAUCUUGCAGGGCAGUACAAGCGUGCAGCCGGUAUGGGUAUCCAGAUCGGCAUUGGCAACUUUGCAGGAGCGAUAGCCAGCAACAUAUACCUCUCGCAGGAUGCGCCGAGGUAUAUUCUUGGACACGCAAUCGAAUUGAUGUUCGUGGGCAUCGGCCUGGUGUUCCUGCCAUUGACCGUUCUGGCGUACAAGUGGGUUAACAAGCGGAGAGACAUCGAGCAGCGCCAGUUGGAGGAAAGGGGAGUAAAAUACAGUGACGAGGAGCUGAGAAGGAUGGGAGACCGUGCCCCCGACUUCAGGUAUACUCUGUAG
Fomitopsis serialis is the source of this 1572-nucleotide messenger RNA. Its product is annotated as MFS general substrate transporter. Gene Ontology annotation, cellular component: membrane. NCBI's taxonomy places the organism in Eukaryota, Fungi, Basidiomycota, Agaricomycetes, Polyporales, Fomitopsidaceae. The record is from RefSeq and is a predicted model, not a curated record. Gene Ontology annotation, molecular function: transmembrane transporter activity. The transcript is spliced from 21 exons. The coding region runs from base 1 to 1572 and encodes 523 amino acids. Gene Ontology annotation, biological process: transmembrane transport.